AUGGAGUGUCGACGCGACCGGAAGAUGAUAGACAAGGAGCCCACCCCAGAUGAAUACCGCGCGAGAGAUGCCGUCAGAUUGAAUCAAUUCCAGGUCAGAGGCAAGAAAUAUGCUGAUGCCACAUCUACUGCUAUAAAUCAUGUUCAGCACUUCUGGGAUCUAGUGUUGAUGCCCGCUCUUAACCUUUCCGCAUGUAUGGACGAGAACUUCUGA
Paracoccidioides brasiliensis Pb18 is the source of this 213-nucleotide messenger RNA. RefSeq lists its product as uncharacterized. The record is from RefSeq and is a predicted model, not a curated record. The transcript is spliced from 2 exons. The coding region runs from base 1 to 213 and encodes 70 amino acids.